AUGGAGAACAUGAACUCGUUUGUGGAAUACUCCAUCUGUAACAGAGCGGGGCCCGGCGCUUAUUCUGCGCCUAAACCCGGAUACCACCACCAUCCUCUGCAUCACCAUCCUCUGGAUCAGGGCUUCCCGGUGACCUCUGGCUCCUUCCAUACGGGACCCAGCAGCUCUCCAGCUCCCGUAAACGGGACCAGAAGCGAAACAGGCGCCGGGGCAGCGGGUUACACCGGGGAUGGGCGUCUGUACGGGGGCUCUGGAGGUGGAGGAGAGCAUCCACAGCAACAUCACGAACAUCAGCAGACACACAACGGCUACCACCACCAUCACCUUCAGACACAAAGCGGGACUGUGUAUAAUAACGGGACCGGGGGCAGCACCGGGGCUUACGCGGGCCAGGCGUGCGCCACGGAUUACACAAACGCGAUAGGCCCCCCCAACACGGUACAUUCCCAGUACUUCAUGGAUGAGUCAGCGGCCUCCACUUACUAUCAUCAAUCAACCUACCCCAGCUCGGCCCCCAGCUACGGGGCCCUGGCCGGGGCCUACUGCGGGCCUCAGGGCGCUCUGGCCGGGUCUCAGUACCCGCAGCAGCUCGGCGGGGGUCUGGACGCUGCGGGCUUCCUGGGCCUUCCACACGGAGGAGGUUACGGAGAGCUGCCGGUGACCCAGGACCGUGGGAAUGGGGAGGAGGAGGGCCAGCAGGCCGGGCAGGGGCAGACCUUCGACUGGAUGAAGGUGAAGAGGAACCCCCCGAAAACAGUCAAAGUGUCGGACUUCGGCCUCGCGGGCGCGCACAACAACGCCAUGCGCACGAACUUCAGCACGCGGCAGCUGACGGAGCUGGAGAAGGAGUUUCACUUCAGCAAGUACCUGACGCGGGCGCGGCGCGUGGAGAUCGCCGCCACGCUCGAGCUCAACGAGACGCAGGUGAAGAUCUGGUUCCAGAACCGGCGCAUGAAGCAGAAAAAGCGCGAGCGCGAGGGCGUCUCAUCCACAGCGCGCUCCUCUGGUACCGACAGCGGUCUCAAGGAGCUGGAGGACACCGACAACUCCUCCGUGUCCACGUCUCCAGGCGCGUCCCCGAGCUCGGAGACGUAG
Messenger RNA from Notothenia coriiceps (black rockcod), 1095 nucleotides. Its product is annotated as homeobox protein Hox-B1a-like. Gene Ontology annotation, molecular function: RNA polymerase II cis-regulatory region sequence-specific DNA binding; DNA-binding transcription factor activity, RNA polymerase II-specific. Gene Ontology annotation, biological process: regulation of transcription by RNA polymerase II. The transcript is spliced from 2 exons. The record is from RefSeq and is a predicted model, not a curated record. Gene Ontology annotation, cellular component: nucleus. Bases 1 to 1095 code for a protein of 364 amino acids. Lineage: Eukaryota; Metazoa; Chordata; Actinopteri; Perciformes; Nototheniidae.